AUGGCGGUGGCCAGGAAGAUCAAAACUUUGCUGACGGUCAACAUCCUGGUGUUCGUGGGCAUCAUCCUCUUCUCCGUGUACUGCCGCUUGCAGGACCGCUCAGAGGGGCUGGUGCAGAUCGUUCGCAGCGCCGACCGCCGGGUACGCAGCCGGCACGCCAAGGUGGGCGCGCUGGCGGAGCGCGAAGCCAUCCUGCAGCGCCUCGACCACCUGGAGGAGGUAGUCUACAACCAGCUGAAUGGUCUUGCCAAGCCCAUUGGUCUGGUGGAGGGGCCAGGAGGCCUGGGCCAGGGCGGCAUGGCAGCCACGCUGUGGGAUGACAGCCAGGAGACGGAAGGCAAGUUCGAGGAAUACGGGUACAACGCACAGCUCAGCGACCGCAUCUCCCUGGACCGUACCAUCCCGGACUACAGGCCCAAAAAGUGCAGACAGAUGACCUACUCGGACGACCUGCCCCAGAUCUCUGUGGUGUUCAUCUUUGUUAAUGAAGCCCUCUCGGUCAUCCUGCGCUCUGUCCACAGUGUGGUCAACCACACACCCUCCCAGCUCCUCAAGGAGGUGAUCCUGGUGGACGACAACAGUGAUAAUGUGGAACUCAAGCUCAAUCUGGACCAAUACGUCAGCAAGAGAUACCCAGGCCUGGUGAAGAUUGUCCGCAACAGCAGGCGGGAAGGCUUGAUCCGGGCGCGGCUGCAGGGUUGGAAGGUCGCCACAGCCCCUGUCGUCGGCUUCUUCGAUGCCCACGUGGAGUUUAGCACAGGCUGGGCUGAGCCCGCGCUUACACGGAUCCGGGAGGACCGCCGGCGGAUCGUCCUGCCAGCCAUUGAUAACAUCAAGUACGACACGUUCGAGGUGCAGCAGUAUGCCAGCGCGGCCCACGGCUACAACUGGGGCCUCUGGUGCAUGUACAUCGUCCCGCCCCAGGACUGGCUGGAUCGCGGCGACGAGGCGGCGCCCAUCAGGACCCCGGCCAUGAUCGGCUGCUCCUUCGUUGUGGACCGGGAGUACUUCGGGGACAUUGGUCUGCUGGACCCGGGCAUGGAGGUGUAUGGCGGGGAGAACAUAGAGCUAGGCAUGAGGGUGUGGCAGUGUGGCGGCAGCAUGGAGGUGCUGCCCUGCUCCCGCGUGGCCCACAUCGAGCGCACCAAGAAGCCCUACAACAACGACAUCGACUACUACGCGAAGCGCAACGCCCUGCGAGCAGCCGAGGUGUGGAUGGACGGCUUCAAGUCCCACGUGUACAUGGCCUGGAACAUCCCCAUGACCAACCCGGGUGUGGACUUCGGGGACGUGUCCGAGCGGCUGGCCCUGCGCCAGAGGCUGAAGUGCCGCAGCUUCAAGUGGUACCUGGACAACGUGUACCCGGAGAUGAGGACGUACAACGACACCCUCACGUACGGAGAGGUGAGAAACAGCAAAGCCAGCGGCUACUGCUUAGACCAAGGAGCGGAGGACGAUGACCGCGCCAUCCUGUAUCCCUGCCACGGGAUGUCCUCCCAGCUGGUGCGGUACAGCGCCGAGGGCCUGCUGCAGCUGGGCCCCCUGGGCUCCACCGCCUUCCUGCCUGACUCCAAGUGCCUGGUGGAUGACGGCAGGGGCCGCACGCCCGCCCUGAAGAAGUGCGAGGAUGUGGCCCGGCCCGCGCAGCGGCUGUGGGACUUCACCCAGGGCGGCCCCAUUGUGAGCAGAGACACGGGCCGGUGCCUGGAGGUGGAGAUGUCCAAGGAUGCCAACUUCGGGCUCCGCCUGGUGGUGCAGAGGUGCUCAGGACAGAAAUGGACCAUCAGAAACUGGAUCAAGCCAGGGCGGCACUGA
Rangifer tarandus platyrhynchus (Svalbard reindeer) is the source of this 1815-nucleotide messenger RNA. Lineage: Eukaryota; Metazoa; Chordata; Mammalia; Artiodactyla; Cervidae. The record is from the annotation of a GenBank genome assembly.